This is a messenger RNA of Pyricularia pennisetigena, 1815 nucleotides long. RefSeq lists its product as uncharacterized. The transcript is spliced from 3 exons. Gene Ontology annotation, cellular component: cis-Golgi network; Golgi apparatus; endoplasmic reticulum-Golgi intermediate compartment. The coding region runs from base 1 to 1815 and encodes 604 amino acids. Gene Ontology annotation, molecular function: antiporter activity. NCBI's taxonomy places the organism in Eukaryota, Fungi, Ascomycota, Sordariomycetes, Magnaporthales, Pyriculariaceae. Gene Ontology annotation, biological process: UDP-glucose transmembrane transport. The record is from RefSeq and is a predicted model, not a curated record.
AUGAACUCCCGUUUGGGCGUCGUUGCCGGUGCUUCGUCCUCAUCGUCCUCCUCCGCACCAUCUCCUUCAUCAGCAUCUCAGCGGCCGGGUCAAACGUUGCCUCAACUACUACCGACAAACCAACAAGAUUCAUUGUCGUCCAACACCUCGUCCGCACUCGCCACACCCUCACGAUCCUCGAGCACGCCGUCGCCCGCAAACACAACCUCUUUCGCCGCCCCCGCAGGUUCGGACCGCGUGCGUCGCAUCGAGGAGUUCGAGAUGGAGUCAAUGGCCGCCCCGCAAGGGCAUCGGCGGCGGAGGAGCACGCAUACCAGCCCGACUACUCGGAGUCGGGGUCCGGACGAUCGAAAGCUGCAUGGGGUUGCGGACGACAGGGAUACCGAAAUUCAGAGUGGAAGACGGAUGGACACGGACGACGACGACGAUAGCGGCAUCUCGGACGAGGAUCUGCACGAUGAUGAGGAGGCCGGCCUGACUAGGAAACACAAGGAACGCAAGCGGGAUAAGAGGAGAAGGAACACUCAAUUCGACCAGAGGAUAGUCCGGGGCGGUACUAUAUCCGAGGAGGAGAAACGUGAGGCGGAUAAAAACGUCAUGCGCAAUCUCGUCAUUAACGCCGUGCUCAUUGGGCUGUGGUACCUCUUCUCGUUGGGUAUUUCAAUUUACAAUAAGUGGAUGUUCGAUUCCAAAGAACUCGAUUUCCGCUUCCCCAUGUUUACAACAUCGCUCCACAUGGUGAUCCAGUUCGCUCUCUCGAGCUUGGUUUUAUACUUUUUCCCUUCAUUAAGGCCACGCAACGGAUACAAAUCCGAUAUGGGCCAAUCGAGACAUGAAUCCGAGCCUGAAAGACCCAUCAUGACUAAGUGGUUCUACUUGACACGGAUCGGGCCGUGCGGAGCGGCCACGGGGUUGGAUAUUGGAUUGGGAAACACAAGUUUACGAUUCAUCACCUUGACAUUUUAUACAAUGUGUAAAUCCUCGUCUCUGGCAUUCGUGCUCAUGUUUGCCUUUCUUUUCCGCCUCGAGGCUCCCACGUGGCGCCUGGUAGCCAUUAUAGCCACCAUGACGGCCGGCGUUGUCAUGAUGGUCGCUGGCGAAGUCGAGUUCAAAUUGGGAGGGUUCUUCCUGGUCAUCUCGGCAGCGUUCUUCUCGGGCUUCCGCUGGGCUCUCACGCAGAUCCUGCUUCUGCGCAACCCGGCAACGUCGAACCCCUUCUCGAGCAUCUUUUUUCUCGCGCCCAUCAUGUUCCUGACGCUCUUCACCAUCGCCGUGUUCGUCGAGGGCCUCGGGGAGCUAUUUGAGGGUUUCAAGGCGCUUGCGGCCGCUAAAGGCGCGCUGGCGGCGCCUGCUAUUCUUAUCUUCCCCGGAGCCAUUGCCUUUGCUAUGACUGUGUCCGAGUUCGCCCUGCUGCAGCGGACUUCGGUAGUGACGCUCUCCAUCGCGGGCAUCUUCAAGGAGGUGGUGACAAUUUCGGCGGCAUCCCUGGUGUUUGGGGACACGCUUACCAUAAUCAACAUAUCUGGACUGGUGGUCACUAUCGGGGCCAUCGGCGCCUACAACUACAUCAAGAUCACACGGAUGAGGGAGGACGCCCGCGCGACGGUACAUGGGGACCAACGUGCCGGCGCCGGCGACGGAGCAGGGGGCAACAGCGCCAGCGCGAGUGAGGACGAGGAUGAGGAUGCCACCUUACUGAUUUCAGGGAGGGGUGAGGAUGGCAAGGGAGGAAGGACGCUGUUUGAUGCGGAACAGGGAACGAAAACGAACGCUGCAUUGGGGGCAGGAGGCGCUGGGAGAAGUGCAGGACAUUAG